AAAUUGAGCAUGAAGAAGAUGACCUCGUUUAUAAUGUUGUGGACAUGGAAACUGUGAUAAAAGCCAAGUUCUCCGAUAGCCAUAAUCCCAUAAACUUCAGCUUGGAAGUAGAACUUGAUGAUGGAAUAUAUGAUACAAGUUUGGUAGAUGUUACUGUCAAUCAAGACUCAGGGUCAGUUGUAGCACAAGAAAUUGCCAAGCAUCUUCAAGAACAAGUAGAAAAAGGAUCAGAAUAUUAUUGGGAAAUUUGA
Paraglomus occultum is the source of this 251-nucleotide messenger RNA. NCBI's taxonomy places the organism in Eukaryota, Fungi, Glomeromycota, Glomeromycetes, Paraglomerales, Paraglomeraceae. The record is from the annotation of a GenBank genome assembly.